AUGGGUGGAAAAUGUAGCAAGGAAAGUAAGUUACAGAGGGAACGCGAUGAAGCCGAGGAUUUAUCAGCCAGGUUGGCAGACGAGGCUAAAUUUGCUGAGGAAGUCAAUACAAUCAGAGAGAAACAGGAGAAAAUGAGGACUGAGUCACAAAGGGUGGCUAAAGAGGAGGAGUCCGAACUUGAAACUCAAAGAAGUGAAAAAUCUUCCGUACGAGAUAUGGUGUCCUCAAGUAGGUCAUCAAAAGAGAUAAUACUUGAGAAACAACAAUCAGCUAAAAGGGAAUUUGAAAGGAUGAAGGAGGAGCAGGGGCGUAUGGAGGGUACUAACCUAAUUAAACUCGACAAAGUUGAUCCAAGCAGAUCCGUUUCCAGUGCCAGAAGCAUUGAGGCCAAGAGGGCAGAGAACAGUGCCACCACGGGCAGUGCCCGCUUGGUUGAUAGUGAAAAAACCGAUAGAUCAGUACAAAAAACUGAGGAGGUAGAGACGUUGUUGAAUAUGGGCAACGUCGACAAGACAGCAUCGUUAAUAGCGCAAAAGUAUGGGUGUAGUUUGGGGCCCGGCCAUAUCACUAGCGAAUGUCCGAUUUGCAGCACAUUCGACCUCUCAGAUGCCCCUCUUCUCUCAUAA
Molecule: messenger RNA, 627 nt
Organism: Babesia microti strain RI
Lineage: Eukaryota; Apicomplexa; Aconoidasida; Piroplasmida; Babesiidae
Product: glideosome-associated protein 45 (GAP45)
Exons: 1
Coding region: 1-627 (208 amino acids)
Source: RefSeq, a predicted model, not a curated record